This is a messenger RNA of Populus nigra (black poplar), 1795 nucleotides long. RefSeq names its product probable isoprenylcysteine alpha-carbonyl methylesterase ICMEL1. Bases 348 to 1745 code for a protein of 465 amino acids. The transcript is spliced from 11 exons. Lineage: Eukaryota; Viridiplantae; Streptophyta; Magnoliopsida; Malpighiales; Salicaceae. The record is from RefSeq and is a predicted model, not a curated record.
CCAAGUCCAAAGACAACAAGGAAAGAAAGUUACAGACCCAACCCUCUCCUCUCCGAUUAAAAAAAACCAGUCUCAAAAGCCAUCCCAUGUGACCAAACCCUUGUGCCAAAUACCGACUGCCCUGUCUCCCUCCUUUCCAUAAUAACAGGACUCCCAAGAUUUUGCACAACCUAUGUCCCAAACUCCACUCUGUUUUUCUCGUCAAAAGAUUGCAACUUGUUUUUGACAACUUUGCUAAUGAUCAUCCCUUCUAAGCGAAGCCUUUUGUUUUCUUAGAACAUUUGCUUUUGCUGGCUUAAUCUCCAAUUCCAAUUCCAAUUCCGUGUCUUUUUGGGAAAGAAAAAAAAAUGCCUUCUCAUAUCCUGCCUGUCACAAACCCCAACCUCCAUUCUUCGAAACAACAUUCCUAUCUCCGUAUUGACCCAACAACAAUGCCAUUAAAACAAGAUGACCCAAUUACAAGCACCAGGCUCGUGUCUUCUCCCUUUGAAGAUGAAACCAUCAUUUCUGUUAGGCCUCUUUUGUCUAGAACUCCAAGUUUUGCAGGUACUACUACAACUUCUUCUUGUGCUAGUUAUCAGCAAAGAAGGCGACGUGUUGCCAGUGAAAACUCGCUCUCUUCCCUUUCAGAUGAGUCUAUUGGUCAACGCCAAUCUCUUGCUCGUGAAGUGGAUCAUGCUGCUCCUGAGAGGUUUCUUCUUACUAGAUUGAGCCUGAAGCUUUUAAGAUAUAUGGGGGUAGGGUACAGAUGGAUCAUGAGAUUUCUUGCCCUUGGUUGUUACUCUUUGAUGCUUUUUCCUGGUUUUAUUCAAGUUGGAUAUUACUAUUUCUUCUCCGGUCGGGUUCUGAGAAGUAUAGUAUAUGGUGAUAAACCAAGAAACAGGCUUGAUCUAUAUUUACCAAAGAAUACAGAUGGUCCAAAACCUGUUGUUGCAUUUGUAACAGGAGGAGCCUGGAUUAUUGGUUAUAAAGCAUGGGGGUCUCUUUUAGGACAACAGUUAUCAGAAAGAGAUAUCAUGGUGGCUUGCAUAGAUUACAGAAAUUAUCCUCAGGGAACCAUGAGUAAUAUGGUGGAGGAUGCUUCUGAGGGUAUCUCAUUUGUCUGCAACAAGAUUGCGGAAUAUGGAGGUGAUCCUAACAGGGUUUAUUUAAUGGGACAGUCGGCUGGCGGACAUAUUGCUGCUUGUGCACUUGUGGAACAGGCAAUCAAAGAGGCUGGUGAAGGAGGGAGCACUACCUGGAGUGUUUUGCAGAUAAAGACUUAUUUUGGCUUAUCUGGCGGGUAUAAUUUGUUUAACUUAGUAGAUUACUUCCAUAGUCGUGGUCUGUACCGAUCCAUCUUCUUAAGCAUAAUGGAAGGGGAAGAGUCUUUAAGACGAUUUUCUCCUGAAGUAAUUGUACAGGACCCAAACUUGAAAAAAGCAGUUUCUCUUCUACCUCCUAUUGUUCUUUUUCAUGGCACUGCAGAUUAUUCCAUUCCAGCAGAUUCCAGUAAAAGUUUUGCUGAAACCCUACAAAGUGUCGGAGUUAGAGCUGAAUCAAUUUUAUAUGAAGGGAAGACUCAUACAGAUUUGUUUCUACAGGAUCCAAUGAGAGGUGGCAACGAUAGGAUGUUUGAAGAUUUAGUGUCCAUCAUUCAUUCUGAUGACAGAGAAGCCCAAGCCAAAGAUGAAGUGGCUCCUCCAAGAAGACGCCUUGUACCUGAAUUCAUGUUACAGUUGGCUCACAGAGUGAGCCCUUUUUAAUGUCUUCCAAACACUUCCCAUACGAUUAUUAUUGAUUCGGUCUUUUCAUA